Messenger RNA from Penicillium olsonii, 1512 nucleotides. The record is from the annotation of a GenBank genome assembly. NCBI's taxonomy places the organism in Eukaryota, Fungi, Ascomycota, Eurotiomycetes, Eurotiales, Aspergillaceae.
AUGUCCCCAAAUCCAGAUAUCGUACCCGAUGUGGACAAGCCAGUCCUGGAAAAUGUCGAAGCAAUCGCCAACGCCGACAAACCCAAUGCCCAAAAAGAAGCACCCGCCUCUGUGGCCAACCUGACAGCCGAAGAGCGCAUCAAGGCUGAAAAGGCCCUCGUCCGCAAGAUCGAUAUUCGCCUCCUCCCUAUGAUUAUCAUCAUGUACAUAUUGAACUACCUCGACCGAAACAAUAUCGCCUCGGCCCGACUAGCAGGUCUGGAAGAUGACCUGGGUCUAGUAGGCAACCAAUUCGCAACCUGCGUCAGCAUCCUGUUCGUCGGAUACCUGCUCAUGCAGAUUCCGUCCAACCUGCUCCUCAACAAGUUCGGCAAACCAGCCCUCUACCUGCCGAUAGCCAUGGUUCUCUGGGGUAUCAUUUCUACCGCUACAGCCGCAGCUGAAAGCUACGCUGGCCUGGUUGUCAUCCGGUUCUUCCUUGGUUUUGUCGAAGCAGCCUACUUCCCAGGCUGUCUCUACUUUCUGAGCGCGUGGUACACGCGUAAAGAGCUAGGGUUCCGAACCGCGGCCCUGUAUUCUGGAUCUCUGCUGUCUGGUGCAUUCUCCGGACUUAUUGCCGCUGGCAUCACAAGUAACAUGGAUAAUGUGCUCGGAAUGCGGGCAUGGCGAUGGCUAUUCAUCAUCGAAGGGGCCAUCACGAUCGUCAUUGCUUUUGCGGCCAUUUGGAUUCUACCCAACUUCCCACGCACCACGAGCUGGUUAUCCGAGGAAGAGAAGGAUCUGGCUAUCUGGCGACUGGAAGAGGAUAUCGGCGAGGAUGACUGGGUAGACAGUGAGCAGCAAACUUUCUUGCAUGGCGCCAAGCUUGCCGUCGUGGAUAUCAAGACGUGGAUUCUGAUGCUCAUGAUAUUGUGCAUUGUCUCUUCUGCCUCUGUUACAAACUUCUUUCCCACUGUCGUCAAGACCCUGAACUAUGGGAACAUCGAGACUCUCCUCCUCACUGCCCCGCCCUACUGUCUGGCUGUGAUAUGUGCGUUCGCGAACGCAUGGCACGCCGAUCGCACAGGCGAGCGAUACUUCCAUGUCACUGCACCAUUAUACAUCUCCGUCGUUGCAUUUAUCAUUGCAGCGACGACAACAGGAACAGCCCCUCGUUACGUCGCGAUGAUGCUUAUGGUGCCGUCGUUCUACGCCGGAUACGUCGUGGCCCUAGGUUGGAUUUCGAACACGCUGCCUCGCCCUGCGUCUAAGCGUGCUGCUGCCCUUGCUGCUAUCAACUGUGUCAGCAAUGCUAGUAGCAUCUAUGCCAGCUAUAUGUAUCCCGAUAGCCAUGCGCCUCGAUUCGUGCCCGCCAUGUCGGUGAAUUGCGCCACGGCAUUUGUUGCUAUUUUGUCUGCGACUCUACUGCGCUUCAUGCUUGUCCGUCUGAACAAACAGCUUGACCGCGGCGAGGAGGUCGAGGGCGCUGUUCCUGGUGAAGGAAGCCGUCGUGGAUUCCGCUUUUUGGUUUGA